CUUGGCCUGCUCGACAACCUCCCGGUGGAGUUAUUUCUCAACAUCCUCGAAUCUCUGGAUUUCCCGUCGCUCUCCCGACUUUCGCGCGUUUCCCUGCGAGCCAACAGCGUCGUCCUGAAUCUACCGGCUUACAGGAUCGUCAUGAAACACGCCGCGGGGCCUUUGGCGGUGCUUACGAAAACCGAGCUACUCCCAUAUCACUCAGCUGCCCAGCUUAGCAAGGCGCUACGGUCUUCGCAGUGCGUCUUGUGCCAACAGGUCGCCGCGUUCCUCUUUCUGCCGACCUGUGAGCGGGCUUGUGGCAAUUGCCUGAGCCGGAAGCUGGCGUUUGCUCUCGCUCUUCCAGACCAAGUCGCAGACUAUUUCGGCCUAAGCAAGGACAAAGUUGCAACCCUCCCGGCCUUGGUCGCGAUCAGAGGCGACUACUACGCGGAUCCUCAACGCGUAACCCACCAGGCCAUAAUGACCAUUCCAGUCGCCGACGAGUAUGUAUUCGUCAGCGUCAUGCAAGCAAGGGAGUUAGCCCUGCGGCUCGGAACUUGCACCAACCCCAUGGAAUUCUGGAGGUUCGAGAGGACCAACCCCUUUUGCUUCUGGGCCGAGGAGACGUUGCCAUACGAAGUUAAUUCAUUAGAUGACUCAGCCGAAGAAGAAUAUCCAUCGAUAGAUCCGGAGUAUAUGCUCCCGCACAUUGCCGAUGCAGAUUUCCAAUCAGCCCUCACGGUCGGCCUGAGUCAUGUCCGCUUCCCCUCUGUCGGCCCAGACGGACGUGUGGAAUACGGACAAUGGUGCCGCGGGUGCAUUGACAUGCUGGAGUGCUUCAUGGACAGCGUGUUACCGGCGGAAAUCGUGGAGCAAGCGAGGAAGGACGGGCUCGGCGGCUGCCCGGCAACCCACUUCUGGUCCCACGCCAGCCGCCUGUGGUCAAGCGACAGUCUUCGGCAACACGUUGUCAAUUGUCAUGGUAGGAGGAUAAUUUGGCGGAGGUGGGAGGAGGUCCUCGACCAGAUCAGGCAGGGCGGAUUUCGGCUCAAGAAGAGAGCGCUCAAGAAGGGGGUCAAGAAGAAAGCGCUCAAGAAGAAAUCGCUGAAGUAG
Parathielavia appendiculata is the source of this 1095-nucleotide messenger RNA. RefSeq lists its product as uncharacterized. Lineage: Eukaryota; Fungi; Ascomycota; Sordariomycetes; Sordariales; Chaetomiaceae. The record is from RefSeq and is a predicted model, not a curated record. The transcript has a single exon. Gene Ontology annotation, molecular function: protein binding. The annotation marks the transcript as partial.